AGUCGCGCGACGCGAAAGGAGAGUCGGCGCAUAAUUUUAGGGUUAUAGAAAAGGACAGCCACAGUAUAGGGUGUACUUGAAAGUUGAAAUUCCAGGGAGAGGAUGUUUUAGUCUCGCGUCCGCACGUCCCAUCGAAGGGACCGCCCGACUAAUUUUAGAGGCCGGACGGCCUCGAAUAUGUAACGUCCUGGACUCAAAUCUCAUCCAGGGAACGAGUGUCUAGUGUUUGAAACCGUACAAAAGACUCCGGCGUGAUUUUUCAACGCUGAUCGUAGUGAAAAACCGCGGCUUAUAAUACGAUGUGAGAUCCACAGUCUGGGGAGAGUCGCCUUCUUCCUUUUGCGGCCGUAAAGGGCCUUCCUUCAUUUCCCAAAUCCAUAAUCAUUAGUUGAUUAUUAUCGCAAGAUGUACAAGAUACUUGUGAUCUUAACUCUUGCACAAUGUUUCCUAUCUGCCUCCAUGUGUCCAGCCCGAUGCAACUGCAGACACAUCAAACCACAAGCAGAAUGGCUGCGUGUAGUUUGCAAAGACAAUUUGGAAGACGUAAAUGACGUCGACUUUAAUCAAGUUAGCAUUGAGAUGAUCCAUUUGGAUCUGAGCAAGAACGAUAUAUCAAUCAUAAGAGUUGACACUUUUAAGAACUUAUCCAAUUUGAAACGUUUAAAUCUUUCUGCCAACAAAAUAACACUACUGGAUGAAGGAGUCUUCAAUGGUUUAGCAAAUUUGGAGCGAUUAGACUUGAGUAAAAACUUAAUUUCAUCUAUCGACUCUCAUGCUUUUAAGAGACUGUCAAUGUUAAAAAGACUAAACUUAUCAAAUAAUGCAAUAAGUACAUUAGAAACAACGGUAUUUCAUGGUUUAUUGGCUUUAGAGCGUUUGAAAUUAAAUGGAAACAAAUUAGUUACAUUGAAAGAAGGCACUUUUCAUGGAUUACCUUUGAGGCAACUAGAUAUUUCUGGUAAUCCAUGGAAUUGCGAUUGCAACCUAUUCUGGUUCAGUUAUUGGAUAAUAACAAAUGCAAUAAAAUUAAGUCCUUCACCAGAAUGUGAUUUACCAUUGAAUUUAAAAGGAAAACAAGUAAAAAAGUUGAAGACAUUGAAAGAAUAUGAAUGCAAAUGGACAACCCCAGCUAUUGAAAUAGUGCCUGAUCAACAUCAAGUCGUUUUUGCUGGUGAUACUAUAACUUUGAAGUGUCGUGCACCCAGUAUUACCAAUGACAAAUUUGCCAGAGUAAACUGGUUAUGGAAUUCUAAUAUCACUACUGAUGUAUUAGAUUUAGGUUUAUAUGAUAAUCCACAAAAUAGCUUCAGCGAUGUGAAGAUAGAAAAUAGAUACCUGGAUGAUAGUGGUAUUGUCGCAAGUUCACUCAGUAUUGAUCCGGUGAAAGAAGAGCAUAAUGGACAAUGGAACUGUUUUCUAGUCUCAGCUUAUGGAAACAUAUCACGGGCUAUAAAUGUUAUUGUUAUAUCUAAUAGUACUCGGUACUGUCCAUUAGCAGUAACAAGAAGUAACAAAGGAAUGUAUGCUUGGCCCCGGACUGUAAUAGGGUGGAAAGUAGAAUUACCUUGUGAAGGAAAUAGUUUGCCUGUUGGUUCAUUUCAACUUCCUCCACGAGCUUCCUAUGAGUGCAAUAGCACUGGUCAAUGGGAGAACUUGAACACAGAAUCAUGUCCAUACAUAUCUGCCACAACAAAAAUACUCGAAUCGUUUUCUACGGUAAAUUUAUCGUUAACGAAACUCUCACUUCCAAAAGGCUCACUAUUGGAGACUAUCAAGAAAUUAAAAAAUAUCACUGGUGAGGGUGCUUCCUUGACUGAUCCUGUGGAAGUCAACUUUGUAACGCAAAUACUCGAAAAUUAUGCUAGUUACUUGGUUGAGGAGAAAGAACUAGGAAGUAUGCUUAUUGACGUAGUGAAUAUUCUUCUAAACUUGCCCAAAUCGAUGUUAAAAGCUGCAGAGAUCCAUUACGGAGCCUGCACAAGACUGCUAAAAACCAUCGAACACAUAGUUAAGGUCACGCCGUUCAAUCAACUAAUACAGCUGCAUAAAACGAACAUGGCUCUAGAGGAGUAUCUGGUUAAGGCUGACAGUUUUGCUGGUUUGACUUGCACUUGGUACAGUAAUACUGCGGAUUUAUAUGUAAAGCUUCUUCAUUGCUCCAUGAGCAACAAAACAGCGAUAUUUAAUCCUAGUGCUGGGGAAACACAACUCGAGGCUUCCAUACAGCUGCCUGCCUCACUAUUUAGAAACGUUAAAAACAGCGCAGGUUCUCAUCAAUUAAUGGUGUCGAUGUAUGCAGACAAUAAACUGUUUCCUAAAAUCAAAGACGACGAUAAUACUGAUAUCACGACAAGUAUCGCUGGCAGCAAACUAAUUGGACAGACUGUUGCAAAUCUUACGGAACCCGUGUACGUUAUGUUGAGAGCUCCUCUAAUUCAUCAUGCAAGUAGUAAACCUGUGCCAGUAGUAUGGGACUCAUCCUUGAAUAAUGAGACUGGGGGCUGGACCAAUGAUGGCUGUCACUUGUUGUCGAACUACAUUAAUAAUUUAAUAAUAUUCCACUGUGAUAGGCUGGGUUAUUAUGGACUUUUACAAGAUAAAUCUUUUCUUGACAUCGAUGGCAAGACUUUGGUUGGUGCCAAAUUCAAAUACUCUAAUCCUGCGAUAUACGUGGGAAGUUUUAUACUACUGGUGUGCCUGAUUUGUACCACAGUCACCUACGUCUGUUGCUAUGCAUCGAUAGCGAUGCCGAAAAAAGCGAAGCAUUGCGUUGUUAACACGUGGGUUGCUAUUGCUCUCCUCUGCUUCCUGUAUAGUUCCGGUAUACAGCAAACGGAAAACAUUGAAAUUUGUCAAGGAGUCGGCAUAGGUUUGCACUAUUUAUCGUUAUGCUGCCUCUUCUGGAUGACUGUUUCAGCAAGCAAUAUGUAUAAGCGUCUGUCCAAAUCGACGAUGGACCCGAUAACGGACGACGACGAGCUGCAUGAGGAACCGAUUCGCAAACCGUUGCUUGGACUGUACCUGGUGGGCUGGGGCAUUGCCUUGAUAAUAUGCGGCAUUUCCGGAGCUAUUAACAUGCGCGAAUAUGCCGGUUACUCGCACUGCUUUCUUAGCUCAGCGCCAUCGCUUGCCGCCCUUUUUGUACCUGCAGCCAUACUACUUGUCUACCUAACGAUUUUGCACAUGCUCAUACGUUGUACUAUUAGGAAUGUUGAUCUCAAUGGACAGUUGUCAGAAGGCACACAGGCAACGGAGAACGUUGAUUUGGAAUUGUUGGAGCCUAAUCCGAACCCAGGCUCCGACAGGGUCAGUUUACACAGCUCACAGACUGUUUCCUCUGAAGUUGAGGAUCAAGAGCAUUCACAGAUGACUCAAUUGAAAGGACUCAUCGUUGUGAUGAUACUCUAUCUGAUAGCUUGGAUUUGUGCAGCGAUGACUACAGCAAAUCUGUUUAACAUUCCAUACCAAGAGACUAUUUUCGCGGUUCUCUAUGCCCUGUCGGCCAGUUCGUUGGGUAUGUUCAUUCUGCUGUUUUACGGUAUAGCUAGAAGCGACGUCAGAACUCAAUGGCUAAGGAUGAGAUGCUGGCUCAAACAAAAGAAGAACAGAUGCUGCAGAACAAGAAAUGUCUCCGACGCUAAUCCGGCUAUACCUACGCAGCCUCUCGUACCAUUAACAGCUCCACCGCCACUAUCGAACUCUCAAGCUACCCAAGUGACUUCUGAUACAAAUUCUCUGGGAUCGUCUCGACACACGCACAAGUCUCAUAGCAGCUGCAACACGUCAAAGCUGACAUCAAACGUAGAUCCGUCAACUCGCGUACACGUGAAGCCCAAUCUCCUGAUGCUACAUCGACAGCAGUAUCGUUCCAACAAUUCAGUUACGACCUUCAACACUGAGUCAGCGCCUGCUUCAGUGGAAAUGUUUUAUAAUCCACACCAAAGUGGUGUUGCUCGCAAGUUCUUCAAAAAACAGCGACGCAACAUGACGAAGAAUAGCAAUCUAGGUCCUAGGAAGCAGGGUGACGGAGGUGCGACCAGCGACAACGGCAGCUGUGUUAGCAUUCCCAGGCGUGCAGUCAAGUUAGACAACGAUAUCGAGAGGAGUAUAUUGGGUAGCAGUUCUAAAGUUAAUAAUACGAAUAUACACAUAGAGAUGAAUCCGGUUAACGAUGCAAAGAAUGUGAAUAUUCUGUCAGACAGCGGGGGUAGUGUUUCGGAGGAUAGGAAUCUUGCGCUUAGGUACGUUAUUGGUCAGGAGAGCCUGGGAAAGAACACGAGAAAGGUCAACAACGAGCUCUCGACGACUCCAACUGUUGUAAGUCGGCGUAAAUACCAACCCAUGAUGAACCAUGCGACGUGCACAAGUCCCUACGAAUCAGACGCAACAGAAUCGAAAAUUGAGGAGGAGAAACAAAUGCGGAAUGUCUCACAACAGUGUAGUCUCGAGUGCAGCUCGGAGAUGGAGUCAAUGACGCAGAUAGCAAGCGAACGUAGCGAACACAACCUAUCGGACAUCAGCGAGAUGGCAUUGUCCAGGUCUACGGAUGGUAUUGCCGGUAGAAGAUCUAGUGUCGAUGAAACCAUCUCGAUGGAGAGAGAUCAAAGAAUCGCCAGGCACAGGUCUUACGACAUGUGCAAUCAUCAUUCUGGCAGUUUGAGUUCUCUACCCUUGGCCGACAGGUCAAUCGCCUCGUCGCGUAACAAAAGCAGCUACCGUAGUUCCUUAAACGACGCAACGAGCUUAGAGAGUUCGCGGGCAGCUGAUGAUUUCGAUCGCAUUCUCUUAGGCCCUGGAUUCAUCAACGGUUCCGAGAGGCGACAGCAAGUACUUCCAUUACCCUUUCCUACAGCCUCUGUAGCGCCAGCUACCUCUGAGACUAAAGUCACUUCGGAGGAGGACGAGGACUUGGAGGAAGACAACGUAGCAAAUGCUGUAAUCCCACUCGUAGAGGAUGAAGCUACAUUAAUGGGUGAGUCUCUGCAGCUUUACGAUUUUGGCCAGAGAGAGGAGAGGGAGGGACAUCACCACCACCAUCCUCAUCACAAACAGCAUCAAGGCAAUGGCAAAGAGUGUAGUCGAGAGGUGAGAGAUGACGCAGCUGCUGGGGGUCGGUAUCCCAGCGACGAAGAUGAUGACGAGUCAGCGCAACCUGAUAGAAUGAAUGUUAAGAAAGAGACAAGCGUUUGAGAUAUUCUUAUAUACUAUGAUCACGACCAAGAUUAUCCGAAUGAUGGGCUAACGUGAAAUUCAUAUUUCAUGAUCACUAUCAAACAAUAUAUUACAAAGCAUACAGCCCAUUUCAACCAAUCUGGAAUAAUCUCAAACAUUGUUAUGACAUAAUGUCGAUCAUAAUGUAUACGUUAUCGACUGUCAGGAAUUCAUGCAGUACAGAUAAAGUAUAAUAAUUUAUUUGGAAUAAAGAUUUUAUGUGGUCAAACCACAUACUAAAGGAAAAUAUUAAAUUCCUGAUAUAAGCGGCCUGAUUACAGUAUACCACUGUAAAUUAUCUAAUAAUAAUAGAUGUAUGUUCCAGAAAUAAAUUUUAACUAUUUAAAUAUGGAACUGUAUUCAUGACUGGUGAUAGUUUUUUAUACAUAAUAUCAGAUAUUUUCGAUCAUCAAGGUAAAAUAAUCUGAAAUAUAAAUUUCAUUUGUAAUUUUUUAAAAUUAGUAAAUUAGAGAAUACAGUUCCAAACAACUAGCUGCACCUAUGGCGCGUAUGAUUUUUUUUUAUAGUGUGCCGUUUGUAAUUAUUUUAACCAUAAAAAUAGUAGUUUUUAUACAAUAUUGUUUCUUAUUAUCAAAACAUUGUAGAUUGAAAGACCAGAUUUUUCAAGUAUUAAUGUGGCUACCCAUGGCCAAGUCUGGUGAUUUACACUAGUUUCUCUUCCUAAAUCGUGCCAAGAAGCUCAAACUUUUUACAAUCUAGCUUUCUGCCAAUAAAAUCUUAUUCGACCAUGCAAUAAUUUUCCUUGCUAAUCACUUCUUGAAAUAUAUUAAAAUUAACAAGGUUUGAUCAAAUAUUCAAUCUGUGCCAUUAUUCUAUAUAACGUUUCCAAAUAUAUAUUUGUAAAUAAAAUUGUUAAUUGGUUCAGAGAAAUAAAAAAAUAUUAGGCACUAAAAAUUUUAUAGAAAUGCGCAUGUAAACGAUUUCAAAAUUAUUGUUAAUCAAUGGAAUGGAAGGAUUAAUCAUAUCAUAACUGAAUCAAUAAAGAAGUUUCAGAAUACGUAUAGCCUUGUAAUAACAAAAAUAUUAUCAACUUGAAAAAAAUGAAUGUUAUUGUCAAGAUGGCCUUGUUAAUUUGAGAGAAUGCGUUUUUAAAGAAGAAUUGAAAACAAUUUUGGAAUCAAAAAACUUCUUAUAACGAUUUCAAAAAUGUCAUUGAAACUCUCGAUGAAAGCGCAUUGAAAAAGAGGAACGUUAUUGGCAGGUCGAAUCGUAUUAUGCUUCGUAAAUGUAAAAUUGACCAAUCGUCAUUCUAAAUGCUUCGAGACUAUUAGCUUUCAUUCUACAUAUCUGUGAGUGAGCUACGAUUAUAGAAUUUUCUAAGACUGUUUAACAACAUCCGUAUGAAUAAUGAACUCGAGGUCGUGCUUUUGCACGAUUGAUUUUAUCGUACGAGUCUCAGAAUGAGAAAAUUUGCAAGCUAAUGCGAAUUUUAUCAUUUUGCGAAAUAUUUAUCUAGUACAUAGUUGAUAGUUUGAAUACUUUUAUGGAUUUCACAUGUGAACCGGGAAAUGCUUUAUAACCAGAAGUUAUAAAGAAAUUUUACUACAAUUGUGACGUUUUAAACGUUGUUUGAUGUAGACAUUAUUGAAUUGUACAACCAUUUUAAUGUAAUUCCUUUUGUAUUCGAUAUAUUUACAGCGUGAAAGUACAAGAAUAUUGCACUUACUUGAAAAUCUAAUUAACAUAAGUGAUGUUAAAUCCCUGACAACAGCUUAAUUUUAUAAUGAUAUGAUCUGCCACAAUUACUUUUCAAUAUUUAAUGCGUAACAAUUAGAGAACGACGUACAACUUUUUAACAAAUAAGCCAAUUUUACUACUGUUCUGUAAAAUUUUUAUAACGCACACUUUGCAUUACAGUUGAACAGCCUUGAAUUGUUGUGUAUUUGUAAAUAUAUAUAAUCACCGUUACAUAAGUAUAUGUAAUAGACAAAUUAUUAUGGAAUUGUACAGUAUACGUAUAUAAUUAAUUUUAUAAUCGAACUUUUAUUUUGCGCGCUAUAUAGCGCGUGUGUGUAUUUCUCAAAUAUGGUAUUCGGGCAUUUUAGAUACUUUUCUUUGAUUUUGCUAAAACUAUUAUUUAGCAGCUACGAUUCUUUUACAGAUAUCUUUGAAAGACUGAUUUUUUAUUUUUAUCGCAAAGUUUUGCCAAUGUGACUCUACUUUACAUUCUUAAGCAGCGUUUCAAAAACGCGACAAAUCCUACUGUAAAUAAGUAUAACUGUCAAAUAAACUACAUGAAAAUUAACAUUCGA
Nasonia vitripennis (jewel wasp) is the source of this 7484-nucleotide messenger RNA. It is a transcript of the gene Remo, whose product is annotated as adhesion G protein-coupled receptor A3. Gene Ontology annotation, cellular component: plasma membrane. The record is from RefSeq and is a predicted model, not a curated record. Lineage: Eukaryota; Metazoa; Arthropoda; Insecta; Hymenoptera; Pteromalidae. Gene Ontology annotation, biological process: cell surface receptor signaling pathway; G protein-coupled receptor signaling pathway. Gene Ontology annotation, molecular function: protein binding; G protein-coupled receptor activity. The coding region runs from base 406 to 5190 and encodes 1594 amino acids. The transcript has 17 exons.